AAAUCAUUAUAUAUAGUUACAGCAGUGCAAAGCAAUACCGUAAUUCGAUAGACGCAGACCAUGGACACGGUUUAAAACGUCUCAAGUCCCGAUCGACUCCAGUAGUCCCGAUAUCAGGCAGCAAACGGGAGAACUCUCCCUGCCAUAAUCUUCCAGCACUGACAAUGCCUCGGAAGCACCAGAUGACAGCAGACUCCAUCCGAAAACUUCCAGCCUCCGACCAGCCCCUCCGAUACAACCUCCCGAGCGCCAUCGACCUCGUCCCGGCCGCCGAAACAAGCAAAGCCGAGGUCUCGGGGCUGAUGCACCAUCAAUAACUCACACUGAGACGUAAGGCGAGAUAUCGGCUUUUAUUGACUGAAGAAGGAACCAGCAGUGAGUGACCAUCAUAUUACAUCCUGGAGAAUGAGGCAGAAGAUUAGACCUGAAUCGCCUUUCUACAGGGCCUGUGGGAGGAGCCACAGGAGCAGUCAGAAGGGGGUGUGUCCAGACAGGCACAUAGUUCACCACAGGGGCCUUCUCCUCCGGAGAUUCCGGACCCCGCAGCAGCAGCGAAGCGGGCAUUUCAGAAGUUUCUCCAGAUGUUCCUCCACGCUCUCACAUCUGCCUCCAUCAAAUCAGAAUUGUGCACGGUUCCCCUAUUUAACACGGAACAGAUGUCCAUCUCCAGAGAGAUGCAUCGCGUCCCCAUUUUCUCCUCCUCCUUUGAUGCUUUCCUGGUGGGGGAUGGAGGUGGACAGGGACUGGACUAACAAGGUGAAAAUAAGAUGCUCAGGGAAUUGAAAUCUCUCUCUCUCAAGAUUGGGUGCAACUCAUGUGAUUAUCUUGUUAAUAAUGAAUACAAGAUGCUAUUUACAUUUAAUAUCACUGCAGCUAAACACUUCAUUGCACCAAUACAACGGGAUUAGAAACAGGCUGGACAGGAAGUUUCACGAGUGAAAGCGAAAGCAAGUUGCAAACGUAGUGCACAAAGGAUAGAAACCAGUAACUUUCAGAAGAAAGGUACAUUCUAAUCUGAAGUGUUGUGAAAAUCAGAGGACGUUCGCAGUGAAAAUGCCGAAUCUAAAUCCUUCCCCUCAUCCACAACCUGGAGACUUGAUUGAAAUAUCCCGGAGUGGAUUUAAACAUUGGGCCAUCUACAUUGGAGGUGGGGAUGUCGUACAUUUAACUUCAGAUGGAGCAAGUGUGGCUGUGUCUAUUGGAUAUUCUAGUUCUACAGACAUUGCUGUGGUUAAGAAAGAGCCUCUUGCUAGGGUCACUGGAAAUGAUCGCUGGUGCAUCAACAACAAUUCAGACAGAAUCUGGAGACCCCUUCCCCCUGCUGAGAUCGUAAAAAGGGCAAAAUCAAAAAUUGGAAAAAAAAUUAACUACAAAGUAUUGGAAGCAAAUUGCGAGCACUUUGUUAAUUUGGUUCGUUAUGGAAAAAAUAUAUCAUAUCAGGUUAUUGUUUCUAUUGGAGGUUCCAUAGGUGGAUUUAUUGGUAGCUGUGUUUUUGGCGCAUUGGCUCUGCCAACUGCUCCUGUAGUUGCUGCUGGUGUUGUUGGUGUUGCUGCUGGGAUUUUCAUUGCUGAUCAUAUUUAUUCAAGACGGCACUGAAGGUAACUGCUGAUGCGUAAAGGAGGUGCUGGGCUGGUGUAAACAGGAACCAACAGUCCAUAAAUAAAGAAUCUAAUUAACUCCAUUGACUGAGUUGUCGU
Messenger RNA from Hypanus sabinus (Atlantic stingray), 1697 nucleotides. RefSeq names its product phospholipase A and acyltransferase 3-like. Lineage: Eukaryota; Metazoa; Chordata; Chondrichthyes; Myliobatiformes; Dasyatidae. Gene Ontology annotation, molecular function: glycerophospholipid phospholipase A1 activity; A2-type glycerophospholipase activity. The record is from RefSeq and is a predicted model, not a curated record. Gene Ontology annotation, biological process: N-acylphosphatidylethanolamine metabolic process. The transcript is spliced from 4 exons. Gene Ontology annotation, cellular component: cytoplasm. Bases 1054 to 1596 code for a protein of 180 amino acids.